Molecule: messenger RNA, 1494 nt
Organism: Racocetra persica
Lineage: Eukaryota; Fungi; Glomeromycota; Glomeromycetes; Diversisporales; Gigasporaceae
Source: the annotation of a GenBank genome assembly
AAAUUGAACGAUUUUUAAAAUAUUUUAAUGAUCAAAUAGCACGAAUGACAAAAGUUCUUUAUCAGGAUCAACGUCAAGGAAAUCAACCACAGUUGAAUGUCAAUGACUUUGUUAAUUUAAUUGAGUAUAAAGAUCCAAAGCUUCAAGGCUUUUUUGAUGUUUUAUACAAUGCAAUGAAUCCCAAGGAAAAAAGUCAAAAGGUGCAAAAAAUCUUGAAGCAAAAAAUUAUGGUAUUUUGUUACCAAAUGGCCGAAUUAAGAAACAAGCAAGUGAGUGGUUCUAAAACCUCAAUAGGGUUAUUCUUUGCAAAAUCUGGGGCAUCAGCACAUUGUAUCAAUACAGCAGCCAGUAUGGGGUUAUGUACUAUGUAUCAAACGGCUUCUAAUAAGCUUAAUAAAAUAAGUAAUGAACAUUAUUUUAGUAUACAAAAAUAUAUUAGAAUUCAUUCUAAUAAUCUCUUGAUAGCAUGCGUAGAUGAUUAUCACAAUCUUCAUGGUACUCGUAUUCCAUCAACAACUUCCAUUAAACAAAUCGCUCACAUGGCCACCAUAUUAUUUAAUACGAUUGAAGCCUUACCCAUUCCUUAUAAUUCACCAAACAAUUUAUCUAUUCAUAACCCCCGUGAUUGUGUUGAGUCAGAAUUGAAAAAUACAAAAAAUUAUGUUGAUGCCGUAAAAAUAUUUUUAAGUUUGCUGGAGAUAAAAGAGUACUUAAUGAAUUAUGUAAUUCCUCUUCCUGCGGAUUUUUCAGGACAGUUGUUUAUAAGAAAAGCUAUUACUAUGAAAUUGAUGUUUAAUGAGUUAACAAUUUUUGAAAAAAAACAAAAGCUUGCUACAAAGCCUAGACCUUGGCGCAUUAAUCUGUUAUUAUAUUUGGCGCAUGAAGGCUGGCUUAUGAUUAAAACAUAUAUUGUUCAAAGGUUUAAAAUUUUUAAAGAUAUCGCAUAUGUUACAUUUUUUGAUUUGUUAGAUAACUUAAUUCCUGCUGUUUUGGAUGUAUAUACAUGCUUAUUUUGGGAAAAUCAUUUUGAAGAAUAUGUUAGUACGAUAUUUCGCUUAUUACGACGUCACACAAAUGCAAAAACAACAACUGGAAAAUUAUUACGACGGGAUGCUUUAUUUCUCGAUUAUUAUCGACAUGAAACUAUAUUUAUUAAUUCAUUUGAAUCACAACAUGAUUAUUCUUAUACUAAAAGAGACUUGGAUGUUUUGACAAAACCUUUGCCUCUUGGAUAUCAUUCAAAUUAUUAUCCUAAAAUUUUUAAAUUAUGCGAUUAUUCUGAGUGUGAUGAUUUAUUAUGGAAUAAUGGUCGUGUACUAAUUUGUGGUCAUGAAUUAUCACAAUCAUAUAAUGAAAGAUUACGAAUAAAAAAAGAUAUUAAUGAUUGGAUAGAUUCUAAUAAUCAAUCUGAAACUGAACCUGAUACGUUAGAAAAUAUUGAAUCUACAAAAGAAUAUGAUGAGGUUAAUAAAAAAUUACAAAGAAAGAUUGCAG